Messenger RNA from Soboliphyme baturini, 1665 nucleotides. The record is from the annotation of a GenBank genome assembly. Lineage: Eukaryota; Metazoa; Nematoda; Enoplea; Dioctophymatida; Soboliphymatidae.
AUGGAACAGGAGAAGCGCGAACAGCUAGCGAAAUUUAAGCAGCUGGAGAAAAAGUGGGAUCAUUUCAUUCGGGCCGUUCAUCUCGAGGAAAUUCCUCUUCGCCAGAAAGAGUAUGAGGACAGCAUCGAAUCCGUUCGCCAGUUCUGGGAAGAACACGAAGUGGAACGCAUCGAAAAGGCGAAAGAAGAAAGAAAAAUGCUGUUGGAAAAUCACAAUCGACUUAAACGAAUCGACCAGGAUGCCAAGCAGUUUUUGGCGAUGGUCCGAGAAGCCAAGUCGGCGGAAAUGCAGAAGCGUUUUGCAGACUGGGAGAAGAAGUUGAAGAACACUCGUCAGAAACGACUGGAAGAGCGUCGAAAGGAGAGGAAGGAAAAGCGACGCCAGGCUUGGCUACAGGAAAAGGCAGAGGAAGAGAAGGCGAGACGUGCUGAGGAAGAAAACAAGGCGAAGGAGGAGGAGUACCGUGGAAAAGAAGACAUGCGUGGCCGCGAUUACGCAUUUGCCAAGAAACCGUAUGCCUACGGACAGACGGAGGACGAGUACGUGCCACCGUUCACCAGGGAUAAAUUAGGCAGACAGAUCGAAGGAAGUGAACCAUCCGAGGCAAUGCUUGCUCAACUGAAUGAUCAAAACUGGCGAAGAGCACCUCCAGCGGCUGCUGCGAAGACCCGUGAACCGCUAUCAGGCGAACCGGAAAUACGACCAUACGCAGCGCGAAGAAUGGUAGACGGCGGUCAUGAGGAUGCUCCUUAUGGCAUUCGUUCGAUAGAUGCGCCAAACCCGUUGAUUGAAGCCUCGGAUUGGCGAUCAAGCUUCUCCAGUAGAGCACGAGAAGCUCCAGAUGUUAGGGAGACAGGUCCUCCUCUUGGCAGAGGACCGCCGUCGAUGUCAUGGCGUAGACCGGAAGCCGCGGAAAGUGUCGUCAACGAUAUGAAAGAGCCCCCAAUUAGACAAAAUCCGUUUUUCGAGAGGGAAGAACCGCUCCCACUCAGAGAACGACCGAGUUUCGAGGAACGAAGGCCGUAUAUAAGAGAAGAUUUGCCACCUAGAGAACGACCGGGUUUCGAAGAAAGACGACCUUACGUUCGAGAUGAACUUCCUCCCAGAGAGCGACCCGGUUUUGAAGAAAGACGACCAUAUGUCCGAGAUGAAUUUCCGCUCAGAGAGCGACCCAGUUUUGAAGACAGGCGACCGUAUGUGCGGGACGAAGGUCCAGUGAGAGAGCGUCCCGUUUACGAAGAAAGACGACCGUUUUCGAGGGGGGAAGAGGUUCCGCCAAGAGAACGACCCGUCUAUGAGGACAGACGAUUGUACAACAGAGAAGAACCAUUGAUUACCAGGGAACGGCCUGCUUACGAGGAGAGGCGAGUGUAUGUUAGAGACGAACCGGGUCGCGUAAAGGAACCGACUAGCUGGAGACGAGGUCCUGCACCUGAAUUAUUGCCAGACGACAUGCCGCCUAGAGGUGGUCCACCGCUCACUAGCCGUUCAGAGAAUCGACCUUGGUCUGCAUCGAGACCUUGGGGCAGAAUGGCAGAUCGAGGUGCGCCGGCUCCGUCAGACGUUGAUCGAAAUAGUGGUAAGUACACUCCUUCAUACUUGAGGGCUGACCACGUUAUUUCUUGCUUUGGUCGCUACAUCCCUGUCAUUUGCUUCAAGGCUUAG